Thrips palmi is the source of this 2283-nucleotide messenger RNA. RefSeq lists its product as uncharacterized. Lineage: Eukaryota; Metazoa; Arthropoda; Insecta; Thysanoptera; Thripidae. The transcript is spliced from 5 exons. Bases 50 to 994 code for a protein of 314 amino acids. The record is from RefSeq and is a predicted model, not a curated record.
GCCGGGCAGCGGGGCGCCGCCGCCGCACCGCCAGACGCAGCACAACACCAUGUCGUCGCGCUCCUCCAACGGCUCCGUCAUCACGCUCACCAUGCACAACAACCACCUGAUCGUCGAGAAGGAGGAGAUUGUGGAGAGUGAGUUCGGCCCGGAGGACCACAUGUACGACGAGGCCCUGGCGACGCCGCAGCUGUACGCGCCCAGCCUGCCGCCGCCGCCACCCGCCACGGCCUACUCGGACCAGAAGGCCAUCGUGCACCAGCCGCCAGCCACCGCCACCACCCCCGCGCUGACCAAGGGGGCGGAGACCGGGCUGUCGCAGCCGGACCUCAGCACCGGCUCCGACGGCAACCCCCCGUACUCGUACGGCAACCAGGUGGGCUACGACGCGGGCCCCUUGGGCUACGCGGCGUACAACGGCUACCGCGUGGACGAGCCCCCCAGCCGCCACCGGCACGUCGCGCCGCCGUCGCCGAGGCCCGCGCCGCCCCCCGACGUGGUGGCCGUGGUGCCGCUGCGGGUCCAGGACAGCAUCGACGGGCAGGACGGCAUCCAGGACCUCCCGGAGGACCCGCCGGAGGACCUCCCGGAGGACUCGCCGCAGCCGCAGAGGCUCAUGUCCGACAUCCAGGCGCGCCACGACGCGCUGCAGCACCACGGCGAGGGUGUGCCGAACGGGGGGCCCGCCGUGGACAUCGUCGCGGUGGACGCAGCCGACGACGGCGACGAUGACUCCGCCAGCGUCACCGAGGACGCCUGCUCGGUGAAGGCGCAGUCCCCCUUGCCGCCCAGGGCCCUGGCCCUCGGGCUGGUGUCCGGCGCCACCGCCGCCGACCAACCGCUCCGCUCGCCCGUGGUGGACAAGCUGCGCCUGGAGGAGGCGACGCCCAUCGCCGAGCUUGAGCGCUUCCCCUUGCCCAGUCCCGGACACGGCACCAGGACGCCGCCCAAGUCCCCGCUCGCCAGCGCCGCCAAGAAGGCCGAAGUGCCCUAGGGGGAUGCCGCGUGCGGCCUGCCAGGGCCUGCGCGGGGUGCGGACGCCCUCGACGGCGAAGCAGUGCUCACCCUCGCCAUGCUCGCCACUCUCCAGUCCGUCCUAGUCCUGCGCGCCUCUCGCCUCCCGGUCGCCGACGUUAGCGCGUCCAGCCUGCGUCUAGCUUCGGGGGGAAGAUUGCUGGGGCCGCUGCCCCCAACGCCUCGCCGCUUGUAUUCAAGCUGUCUUGUACAAAGGUGCUGUUUUCUUCAGAAUUUCGCCCUUUACAAUGCACCUAAUUUUUUUAUCAACGGAAUUUUUACUGGAAAGUCACGCGGACUGAACAUGGCUGAUGGAACAAAUCAGAUGUAAUGCUCGAAUUUUAGACAAUGUGAACGAGAUAGUCGUCUCGGGCCUUCCUAGUUUUAGUGUAACGAAUGAAGAGGCAAGCAACGUGCAAAAGACUAACGGGCUGCACGUUUGUAGUUUGUACCGAAACCGUCCCCAAGCGUCAAUUCUCGUCUAGUGCCUGACCAUGGCCUGACCUCGGACGGUUGGAGCUUGGAUUUGUGAUCGUGUGUAUUUUCGUGCCGUGACGUAGUUCGAAAGCACAUCUCUCUUUCUCUAAUCCUUCCCCUAUUGUAUCGUUCGGGGUGUCUGUAUGCUAGUCACUAAACUUUGAGCGACGACAAGGACUACCGCUACACCGGCCUGUAGUCGUCCAUAGUCUUUGGAUUUAUUCAUAAUUUCUUUCCCCCCAUAUUUUAUCAAAUUGUUCCAUUACUCCCCCAUAUUUUAUAAAAUCAUUUCAUUUUGUAUCUUGUAUUUGUGAUACCUUUUCAGCAACAAUCCGCAUUUUAAAAGUACACGUUCUCAGUGUACAAAUGGGUCAAAGGCUGGUCCUCCUGAGACUUACGUUGUUUUCCCGUUGAUCUUUGCGAUUUAUCCUAGCAUAGUUCGUUUAACAAUACGUUUGAGUUCAUUUCUUUCCUAAAUGCCGCACGUGGAACUCGGUGCAAGGGACCGUGAGCGAUUGCGAUAUGUAGUUAAAAACUUGUUGAAAGGUAAAAAUUGUUGUUGCACAUGAUAUUGUAUGUUACUAUUUUAAUGAGUACUGUGAUAUUGUUAUUUUAUUCUGUUUAAUUUGUGUCGCUUGAGAGGGUGGCGUUAUAAACCCUUGAGGACGUUCGAAGGAGCCACCUAUAGGUGUACAACAAUAAACGCAAUUUUACGCAGAAAAUAUCUAAAAUGUUUUGUGUUUUGUUGUGUCCUUUUGGCAGUUAUAACUAUGUAAAACCUAUCCCAUUCUU